Teleopsis dalmanni is the source of this 1225-nucleotide messenger RNA. Its product is annotated as chymotrypsinogen A-like. NCBI's taxonomy places the organism in Eukaryota, Metazoa, Arthropoda, Insecta, Diptera, Diopsidae. Gene Ontology annotation, biological process: proteolysis. Bases 153 to 1109 code for a protein of 318 amino acids. Gene Ontology annotation, molecular function: serine-type endopeptidase activity. The transcript has a single exon. The record is from RefSeq and is a predicted model, not a curated record.
GUAAAAAGACAUUCACACAGCAAAGGAAUACGGAAAACUAGUGAAGCAAAAAGUUGCUAAUCAAAAAAGUGAAAAUAAAGUAUUUAGAAAUAAAUUGUCGAUAAAGAAAAAACUGAAAAACGGACACUUGCGCGUGUAUAAACAAAGAAGACAUGUUAUCGUUUUGUAAAUGCAUAUAUAUAAUAUUACUAACAAUAAUUUUAACACUAAUGGUGGUACUGGCUACAAAUGUACCACUGCCGGCAAGAAAAAUCCCUCUUGCUGGCACUUCACCAAGGGUAACUUAUGGAUUUAUGCAAAAUCGUUUAUCACACGAUGGUCAAAGGCAAACGGAAUGGUCAAAGGAGUUCUUAGCGAAACGUGAAGCGAUGCCACACUCAGCACCUUACACUGUAUCAAUACAAUUAAUGACACCAGACCAAGGCCUUGUACAUUACUGCGCCGGGACUAUAAUCAAUGAACAUUGGAUAUUAACGGCAGCUCACUGCCUCAGUUCGAGGCAAGUAGUUGAAAACUCUGUUAUUGUUGCGGGUUCACAUGACAUACAUGCAACAGAGGAACAAGAGCAUGUGCAAAUGCGUCAUAUCGAUUAUUACGUCGUGCAUGAAUUGUAUUUAGGUGGUGUCAAUCCAUACGACAUUGCAUUAAUCUACACUAAAUCACCAUUACAAUUCAACAAAUAUGUGGAAGCUGCACAACUGCCUACACAAAAUGAACAACCUGAAGGUUAUGGCACACUGUACGGUUGGGGUAAUGUAUCCAUGACUGCGGUUCCUAACUAUCCACAUAAACUGCAAGAAGCUAACAUGCCAAUAUUAGAUUUGGAACUAUGUGAAAAAGUGUUGGAAGCACAGGGAUUCUCACUACACGAAACUAAUUUGUGCACUGGUCCUUUAAGUGGCGGUGUUAGCAUAUGCACAGCAGAUUCUGGCGGCCCGCUUAUACAAGAAUGUUGCACGUUUUUUGAUAAGACAUACACCGUUAUUGGCAUUGUGUCUUGGGGCAAAAUACCUUGCGGUCAGAAAAAUGCACCAUCUGUAUUUGUCCGUGUAUCGGCUUUCACAGAUUGGAUCAAUCAGAUCAUUACAACUGCAACCCGCAUUGAAUAGUAACAAAAAUCAAAAAUAUGAACCAAAGGCUGCCAACCGAAGACUCGAAGAAUAGUAAAUAAGAUAUUUAAAUAUUAGUCAAAAAAAAAAAAUAAAUAAUUUAUUUAUUGUAUGUA